AUGCCAUGUGACAACACAAUUUCCGACGUAAAACAAAAACCGAAUAUAAUAUUAUUUUACAAUAAUACCAAAGGUGGAGUAGAUGUAAUGGAUCAUAUGUUGGGGCAAUAUACCACGAAACGCAAAACAAAUCGUUGGCCGCUUGCUGUUUUUUAUAAUAUGAUCGACAUAUCUGCUCUUGCUGCCUAUAUAGUAUAUUCGGAAAAUAAUCCGUCACGUUUUACAUGUAGAAAAGGUGGACGCCGAUUGUUUCUAGAAGAAUUGGCGGAACAAUUGUGUAUGCCAACGAUAUUGAAGAGAUCAAGCAUUCCAAGGGUUGUCUCAUAUUUUCCAACAAAAAAUGCAAUUGAAUGCAUAAUUGGUAAGCCGAUUCAUUCCUUGAACAGCUCCACAUCUGUGGAUUUUAUUCCAGAUGAAGAUGAUCGCGGACAUUCAACCAUAAAAGGUGCUUGCUAA
Molecule: messenger RNA, 456 nt
Organism: Rhagoletis pomonella (apple maggot)
Lineage: Eukaryota; Metazoa; Arthropoda; Insecta; Diptera; Tephritidae
Exons: 2
Coding region: 1-456 (151 amino acids)
Source: RefSeq, a predicted model, not a curated record